CAGUUGAUUUUGUAUCUUUUUGCGAACGGUCGUGUUUGUGCAAUUCAUAAAUUAUUCCGACUGCAUUUAUUUAAAAACUAUACUUUUUUAAUAUUUUCCACAUUUUAUAAGUGAACGUAGGUAGAUUACUGUGAAAUUUUACAAAAUUUAGUGACUGUUUUUAGUGUGCCUGGCGCCUUCUAUCUGGACCUAACUGGGUCUCAGUCUGAUCACAUCGUACAGUUUUUGUAGGUGUGUUUUGCAUGUGUGGACCUUAUGGCGUCGCUAUCGCUGCCGCGGGUCCUUCAGCUUAAGAAGAAUAGUCUGGACGCCGAACGCGAACAGUUCGAAAAAUUCCAGCGCCAUACCACCGCACUUAACUAAUGCAUGCCGCUGACUGAGCAGAGCACUAACACGUUGCUAUGGCGACCACCAACAACAACGACAAACGCUUCUACCAGUUGACAUUGGCCAUACAGAAGGCCAUCAACUCGAUCGAGACCCCGGUGAAGGAGAAACAUGUCCGCAGCACCAUCAUCGGCACCUUCCAGGAACAGAGCGCCAUCACUUACUGGAUGGUGGCCAUCCGCCUGCCGCUGCAAGACAACCGCAUCGUGGCAUGGAAGUUCUGUCACGUGACGCACAAGCUUCUUCGCGAGGGCCACCCCGCGUGUCUCGACGACUCGCAGCGGCACAUCAACAUGAUCGAGAACCUCGGCAAGCUGUGGGUCCACCUCCGCGAGGGUUACGGGCGGCUAGUGCACCUGUACUGCGCUCUGCUGGUGUGCAAGCUGAAGUUCCACGCGCGCAACCCGCGCUUCCCCGGCAACCUUCAGCUCACGGCUGAUGAGCUCGAUGCUAUCGCCGAGAACGACGUCAACAACUAUUUCCAGAUUUGCGUAGAACUGUUCGACUACAUGGAUGACAUCCUUACCCUACAAGCGGCAGGUAAAUAUCAUUAUUUUUUUGCAUUGUUUUCAUCUUUAUUUCUUAGAAAUUAAGGGUGCCUUCAAAUU
Ostrinia furnacalis (Asian corn borer) is the source of this 995-nucleotide messenger RNA. RefSeq names its product huntingtin-interacting protein 1-like. The record is from RefSeq and is a predicted model, not a curated record. Bases 402 to 980 code for a protein of 192 amino acids. Gene Ontology annotation, biological process: actin filament organization; clathrin coat assembly; endocytosis. Gene Ontology annotation, cellular component: clathrin-coated vesicle; cortical actin cytoskeleton. Gene Ontology annotation, molecular function: clathrin-cargo adaptor activity; phosphatidylinositol-3,4-bisphosphate binding; actin filament binding. The transcript has 7 exons. NCBI's taxonomy places the organism in Eukaryota, Metazoa, Arthropoda, Insecta, Lepidoptera, Crambidae.